Trichobilharzia szidati is the source of this 2307-nucleotide messenger RNA. The record is from the annotation of a GenBank genome assembly. NCBI's taxonomy places the organism in Eukaryota, Metazoa, Platyhelminthes, Trematoda, Strigeidida, Schistosomatidae.
AGCAACCUAUACCUCACAAUCAAGAGGCGAGCACAAAGAAAUCAAAUUGGUGUAUACUGGCUCGUAAAAACGAUAUUGGAUAUUGGAUAUUAGAGGUCGAGGGGUUUUGAAUAUUCUAGGUCGGCCCGCUACCUUUUGGGGAAAAAGACGGUACAUCUGGUUAGAAGGAGCCACCUGAAUAUGUCGGCAGAUUCCCACUUCUCAUUAGUUCCAAAAGUAGUAAACGGUGGGAUUGCAGGGAUCGUUGGUGUAACAUGUGUUUUCCCAAUAGAUCUUGUCAAAACAAGAAUGCAAAAUCAGCGUGAAGGAAGCAAAUUAUACAAAAACGUUUUGGACUGUGCUGCGAAGACAUACCGCGCUGAGGGUUUCUUUGGCAUGUAUAGAGGCAGUGGUGUUAAUCUGCUGUUAAUCACUCCAGAAAAGGCAAUAAAACUAGUUGGCAAUGAUUUCUUCCGUUAUCACUUGAAACCUGAAGGGAAACCUCUGACGCCUAUUCGUGAAAUGCUUGCUGGAGGAGGUGCAGGAGCUUGUCAAAUCAUUGUGACUACUCCUAUGGAGUUAUUAAAAAUACAAUUACAAGAUGCUGGUCGGACAACAGUUCCUGUGGCUAACGUGACCGGUAUUGGUGGCAAUGGUACAUCUACGGUAACACGAUUGUCUGCUACUCAGAUUGCUAUGAAAUUACUUCAUGAAAAGGGAAUAUUUGGCCUUUAUCGUGGAAUGGGGGCUACAUUUUUACGAGAUGUAUCAUUUUCUGUGAUGUAUUUCCCAUUGUUUGCGAAUUUAAAUGCUUUGGGUCCUCGAAGGUCUCCAAAUAGUUGUGAAGCUGUAUUCUACUGGUCAUUCUUAUCAGGAUUUUUAGCUGGAACGAUUGCAGCAUUCGCUGUGACUCCAUUCGAUGUGGUCAAGACACGACUUCAAACAAUUAAACAUGUGGAAGGAGAGAAAGCUUUCAAAGGCAUUGCAGAUUGUUUCGUACAAACACUGCGUAAUGAAGGUGUACAUGCAUUGUUCAAAGGUGCUGGUUGUCGUGUUAUGGUUAUGGCUCCAUUAUUCGGAAUAGCACAGACAGUUUACUAUCUCGGUGUUGCUGAACGUCUUUUAGGUUAUCCAAGAUAUUGAAGAAGAAGAAGAAGAAAAAAUUUAUCAGUAUGGAUAAAUCUCGAAGAAAAUUCAGCUAAUAUUUUGUUUUGUUUUCUAUUCUGAUUAUUUUCUAAAAGAACAAUAAAUUUCUUUAUAGAGCAAAAAAAAAACAAAAAUCAGAUUCCAGUUGUGAUUACAAUAAAAAAAAGAUGAUAAAUAAGAGAGAGGAAAGGAAGUGCCACAUACUGUGCAAAUAAAUCAUGAUACUGCAUUCCUUCCGCCUUCUCCGCUUCCCCGUCGCCUAGCCCAAGAAAAAACAUUGAUUAAUUAUCCUAUUCUUCUACUUAUCAUUGCUUUUCGUUAUAAAUUCAUGAUCCAAAAGUAUUUAGUAUUAUUUGUAGAGACCAUUGCUGUGCUUUAAUUGUUAUUCCUUCAUCUCCUCAUUGCCGUCAUCAUCAUCAUUAUCGCUGAUUACUCUAAGUCUACUCAACUAUUCCUAUCUGCCUUUGCAACAUACCUUUACAUUCCUUAAUAGAAUUGUCCAUAAGAAAUAUAUUGUUGGUUAUCUGUGAAAACGAUAACUUCUCUUCUUCUUCUUCCUCUACUCUUGUGUUUUUUUUCAUUCCUCCUUUUUAUAAUAGUUUUAAAAAUCCUUUUUUUUCGCGCUCUGAUUUCUAAUGAUCUUUAAGUGAUUUUCACAUAUGUGUAUAUUAUGUAGGCUUCAUAUAUAAUGCCUGAACAUAUUAUAUAACUUGCCGAAUCAACUUAUAUUCCUCACCAUUAUUGUUGUUGUUGUUGUCGUUAUUGGCAUUGUUGUAAAUGUGUUUGAUCUCUUUCAUUCUCGUAUAUAAAUAGACUGUAGUGGUGUGUGUACGUUCCUUCCUGUUGGCGUAUGUGAUGACUCUCUCUUCACCAAAUAGUUUUCUCUCUGCUUAAAUGUCAUCUGUCAUAUAAAAUAAUUUAUUUGGAUUAAUCUUCUUGUGUAUUGUUGUUGUUGUAGCAGUGCAAUGACAGAAGACAAGGCCCAGACAACAGAUUGUUUACUGAGAAAAUCAAGUGGUAUUUAUAGAUUUUUAUGUACAUUAUUGUUAGCGAAGAAGCAACCUGUUCGGAUUGGUUGUUUUCUUGCUGAAGGUUAUUCUAUUAUCUCUUUGUGGCUGUUUCUCAGAAAAUCGAUAGAUAUAUCUGCGAAUCAUAUUUCCACACGUUAAGUCUGCUGUGAUU